Pieris macdunnoughi is the source of this 297-nucleotide messenger RNA. The record is from the annotation of a GenBank genome assembly. Lineage: Eukaryota; Metazoa; Arthropoda; Insecta; Lepidoptera; Pieridae.
AUGGCUGAAGCCGAGCCGACGGAUCUGGACUGGGUGCAACUACGCCGUGACAUAGGGGUAAUAGAUAGAGCCGAAACAACUCAAGAAAAGUUUGCUAGGAAGUUUAAAGAAAACCCCUUUGUUCCAAUAGGUUGUGCAGCAACAGCUGGUGCUUUAUCAUAUGGUCUGUGGUGUUUUAGAACAGGUAGAACUAAAAUGUCGCAAACAAUGAUGCGUGCUAGAAUUGUUGCUCAAGGAUUUACUAUCACAGCAUUGGUUGUUGGAGUUGUAAUGACUGCUGGAAAAACAUUGAAAUAA